AUGCUAGUCGGGACACGGCGUUGGCAGAGAGACGCUUCGAACGCCAUAAUCACCGGGUGCGAGCAGAUGACUGAUGGCCCAAUAUACCUCCAGGCAUCGUCUGGAGGUCAAGAGCCGGUUCCCCCCGAGUGUGCGCAUACUUUCCCCCAGAGGAGCCCGCCGAAAGCCCUCAUGGGACGCCCGCACUGCUUCCUCCAGGGCGAAGGAGAUGCAGGAGGAGGAGGGAAAAAAGUCAUUUGCUUCUCCCAACUGUGGCAUCUGUACCAGAGAAAGGUGACCACAUCAUGUCAGACGAGCACCAACUAUGAGCUGCCUCCCACUCCGCAGUUGUCUUUAAAGCAUGUAGAUACUCCGGGUUCUCAGAGAUCGUGCAAGAGCGUGGAGAUAAGACGCAAGCAGUCCCGGAGUCAGAGCGUGGUGCCGGCCAUGGAGGAGCACUAUGAGGUGGACCUGGUCUACAUCACAGAGAGGAUCAUCUCCCUGUCCUUUCCCGCCUCCGCAGACGAACGCUCCUACACCAACCAUCUAAAAGAGGUGGCCAGCAUGCUGAGGUCCAAGCACGGGGAGCACUACCUGGUACUGAACCUAAGCGAGAGAAGAAACGACCUGAUCAAGUUAAAUCACAAGGUCCUGGAGUUCGGCUGGCCAGACCACCACGCCCCAGCGCUGGACAAGAUCUGCAGCAUGUGCAAGGCAAUAGACAUGUGGCUCAAUGGAGACUCACACAACGUGGUGGUCCUGCACAACAAGGGGAACAGAGGUCGGACAGGAGUGGUGGUCGCAGCUUACAUGCACUACAGCAACAUCACCGCCAGUGCUGACCAGGCGUUGGACAGGUUCGCCAUGAGACGGUUCUACGAAGACAAAGCACUUCCUGUGGGGCAGCCAUCGCAAAUACGAUACGUGCGGUACUUCAACGGCCUGCUCUCGGGACACAUCAAAAUCAACAACAAGCCCCUGUUCCUGCAUCACGUCAUCAUGCACGGCAUCCCCAACUUCGAAGCCAAAGGAGGCUGCCGUCCCUUCCUCAAGAUCUACCAGGCCAUGCAACCAGUUUACACUUCCGGAAUAUAUAACGUCCAGGGAGACAGCAACACGAGCAUCUGCAUCACCAUCGAGCCGGGGCUGCUUUUGAAAGGGGACAUCUUGUUGAAAUGCUACCACAAGCGCUUCCGCAACCCCACCAGAGACGUGGUGUUCCGGGUUCAGUUCCACACGUGUGCCAUCCACGACCUGGGAGUGGUGUUCGGGAAGAGCGAGCUGGACGACACCUUCAAAGAUGACAGAUUUCCAGAAUAUGGGAAGGUUGAGUUUGUGUUCUCGUACGCACCAGAAAAGAUUAAAGGGUUGGGCCACCUGGAGAACGGGCCCAGUGUGUCCGUGGACUACAGCACCCAGGACCCUCUGAUCCGCUGGGACUCGUACGACAACUUCAACGCCCGCUGCGAGGACUCUGUGGAGGGGGUUCCUGAUGCUGAUCACACUCAAGGCCCUAUCGACGGAAGCCUAUAUGCCCGAAUCCGCAAAAAGGACUCCCUGGAGGGAGUGGUCACCAUCAACGGUCUUCCAGUUCACGAAAAUCCUCUGACCAAUGCAGAAACCUCCCUCCAGACCACCAAUCACUCACUCCAAACAACCGACCAAACCCUUCCCGUCACCGGCCCCACUGCACUUCCCGCUGUCGACCACACUCUCUCCGUCAGCAGCGACUCGGGCAACUCUACUGCUUCCAUCAAGACCGACCGUACUGAUGAGCACAGCCAGCCCCUGCAGGGUGGCGUGAACGCCAACAACCCGGUAGUGACCCAUCCGCCCCUCAGUCCACAAGAGAAGAGAGAACUGGACCAGCUUUUGAGCGGACUCGAACCUCCGAACCAACGUCAAGCAUAUCUGUCAACAUCAACCAGCCCAGGGGGAGGAGUGAGGCAUCUUGUUCCAGCACAGGUGCAUGUCAAUGGGGGACAUAACAGAGUGAUCAAUGCGCCCACAGAAGAACGAGAGACGGAUAUCCUUGAUGACGAAUUGCCAAACAGUCAGGAAGGAAAUAGCGUUGAUAGCUUAGGGACAAUUUCUUCUAUAGAUGGUCAAGCUACUCCAGCAGAACUGUACUAUCAAUCGCAAACUCCAGUGAGCCAAAACGACGGCCCCUACCUUGAGAGAGGGGGUGAGAAAUUGACGGAGAUGCCUGUACACGGUUCGAGAAUGCCCACAACAAUGCAAGAACACGGGGUCGACUCUCCAUCUCCACAGGGAGGAUAUAACAGCUAUGAAAAUGGGAAUGGAAUGUACCGCUCGCAGUCCUUUGGGAACCAGGCUGGCAGCAGUCCGGAGACCAAUCCCAAGCUGAUGCCAAGGGCCCCAGAGAGGAGCACGAGUAGCAGAGAGGCGGUUCAACGAGGGCUCACCAACUGGCACCAGCACAGUCUCCCCGACGAUCCAUUUGGUCCUCCUCUGCAGUCCACCCAUAGCCUCCCCCAGUUUCCAACUACAGCCUCUCAGCGGGACAUCGAGCAGUCCAUUGAAGCCCUAAACAUGCUAAUGCUAGAUCUCGACCCCAUCAACUCCCACAUUUCCAAGUCCCACAGCGCACCAACAGGGGAAUCCCACCUCAGCGUGUCCCAAGUUCCUUUCUCCCAAACUUUGACUAGACCAUCGUACCAGGCAGACUCUGCUAUCCAUGGUGUUAACAAUUCUGGUAUGGUCAACAACGCCUUCCACCAACCACAGCAGUCGCCUGGGGGGGUUUCAGCAAUCCCCAACCCGAGUCCUGUCAUAGAAUCCUCUGCUUUCUUACCGCAACGACCCAAUGCUGGCUACCAAAACGCCACCCCUUCGCAAACCCCAGAGCCCUAUGUCCAUUCUCGACAGGCGACGCCUCACUACAGCGAACAGUCCAGUUUCAACCAGCAGAAGCCUAUGAACUCGUACCAGGGAGGACCCAUGUCCCACUCCCCAGACCUCCAGGGCUCAUCUCCCUACCCAGGCUACAGUGCCUCUUCCUCCCCCAUCCCAGGACACACUCCCCAGUUGAAGGACACUUCCUCUACGUCUUUAGCCAGAGAGCAAGAUCCAGAAGAAGAGCUCAACUUGGAAGGGCUGGUAGCUCAUAGAAUUGCAGAGUACAACGCUCGAAUCCAGGGCAUCAGUGAGAGCAUCACCCCCCAGCCUGACCGCCUCCGCUCCUAUUCCUUCUCUGGCGUUAGAUCGAGAGGGAUGACACCAGAACUGACCCAGGAGACAGGACGCCGCCGGACCACCAGCGAGGGCCAGUACCAGAGCAGCCUUGAAAUCCGCUCCGGUGUUAACUCUCCGGAUUUCACGCAGAACUUGGCCCUCAACCCUGGAGGAAGACCGAGAGAAGGACAUAUGCACAGCUACCGGGAGGCGUUUGAGGAAGCCGACAGCGGUGGCAGUCCCACGUUCAGAGGCGGUGGUGAGAGCUCCCCCCUGACCCCACGCUUCCCUGUGUCACCUCAGACUCCUUACUUCAACAUGACCCGCACUCCUCCUGGACUAGCCAAGACUCCUCUUUCUGCCCUCGGGGUUAAGCCACACACAUACGGAGGAUCAGAUGGUGCAUUGGGGUCGAGAGCACAGCAGGUCAUCGCCCCCAUCAAUUCCAGAAGUCCAGUGCACUCUUCUGACAGCAGAGGUCUAGUCCGAGGCAGCCCCCCUGAGGGCGCCCAGGUGAACAUCAUGGGCCUUCACACCGUUCCAGGGAGCCCCAACACCCUGCACCGCACCGUGGCCACCAACACGCCCCCCAGCCCGGCCCUGCAGAGACGCCUGGGCCAGGGCAGCCCCUCUCUGAGCCGCCAGCACCCCCCAGCCAUCCCAUCCAGCCCCUUGAUUACCCGUAGAGCAGCCACAACCGCCGGAGUGCCCCCCAGAAGAGCCACCCCAGACGAUGUGAGCGCACGCCACACCCCCGCCUUCCCCGUGUCCCCGCAGCUGCCCGACAAGAGGCACAUGUCCAGCGGAGACGCAGAGAGGAGCGACAACAAGAACCUGAGCCCGGCACCGGCCAGCGGGGGCAGCACUCCCAACCUCACUGGGACACACACACUCCCAGACAUGCCUAAGUCCAUAUACGACGGAUACCCCGACAUCAAAAUGAACGUCAAGUUUGUCCAGGACACAUCCAAGUUUUGGUACAAGCCCGAUAUCUCCAGAGAACAAGCAAUCGGUUUGCUGAAGGACAGAGAACCAGGCGCCUUUAUCAUUCGGGACAGCCACUCGUUCCGCGGGGCUUACGGUCUGGCUAUGAAGGUGGCCUGCCCCCCUCCCACUGUCCAGCAAAAUAAGAAAACUGUUGGGGAUUUGACGAACGAGCUGGUGAGACACUUCCUGAUUGAGACCAGUCCCAAAGGAGUCCGGCUGAAGGGGUGUCCCAAUGAACCCUACUUUGGUUGCCUGUCCGCUCUGGUUUACCAACACUCCAUGACCCCCCUGGCUCUGCCCUGUAAACUCAUGAUCCCCACCAAAGACCCAAACGAGGAGGCGCUGGAGCUGGCCACGCCCACAGACCCAGUGGUGGAGAUCCUCAAACAGGGAGCAGUUCAGAAGCCUCCGGAAGAAGCUCAUGCCUGCAACGUCCUCUACAUCAGCUCGGUGGACAUGGAGUCUCUGACCGGACCCCAGGCCGUGGCCAAAGCCAUCAGCCAGACCCUGUCUUCCAACCCUCUGCCCGCCGCUACCACCGUCCACUUCAAGGUGUCGGGGCAGGGCAUCACGCUGACCGACAGCCAGAGGAAGAUUUUCUUCAGAAGACAUUAUCCCCUCAACACAGUCACCUUUUGCGAUAUUGACCCCCAGGACAGAAAAUGGGGAAAAGAAGGAGGAGGUCUGUUGAGGCUCUUUGGUUUCGUGGCGAGGAAACAAGGAAGCACAACAGACAACGUGAGCCACCUAUUUGCCGAGCUGGAGCCGGAGCAGCCCGCCUCGGCCAUCGUGAGCUUCGUGUCGCGGGUGAUGAGGCGGUGA
Molecule: messenger RNA, 4983 nt
Organism: Knipowitschia caucasica
Lineage: Eukaryota; Metazoa; Chordata; Actinopteri; Gobiiformes; Gobiidae
Source: the annotation of a GenBank genome assembly